AUGGAGGAACAUGAUGACUCUUCUCGAUGCGAAAUUGAGAAUACACCACUGCUAGCUGUCCGAUGCGAAAUUAAGAAUACAACGCCGCUAGAUGUGGAACUAAAUAAAGACGAAAGGAUUGGAGUAUCAUCGCUAGCGGAACCUGAUCUUAAUAGCAAAUACAAAGCAGAUGAUGACAAUGAAAUAAAACCAGUAGACCCUAAGGAAACUGAAAAACAAACUGCUGUGGUGUAUCCAUAUGAUGAAACAAAGAGCAAUGGUUGCAAAGAGGUUGGACACAAGGAUGCUAUAUUACGACAUAUAACAAAGGAACAUUUUCAGGGAACUGGAGUCUAUGAGAAUAAAGAGGAACAGGGAUCGGAAAUCAAAACAAAAGAAAACCAGAUAUGUCUAAGAUCAGAGGACCAAUCGUUAUCUUCCAUGGAUCCAGAUAAAGGUACCUCUGAAUUGCAAAUUAUUGACUGGACAAAAGUUUUCUUACAAUUAUCAAGAUCGUUUUCCCCAACACACUGGAAAUUGUUUGCAUUAGAAUUACUCAGCAAUUGUCAGGAGAUGGCUAGAAGCGUUGAUAAAACAGUUAAUGAAAUUGAGCUUGAAGCAAGGAAUCAGCAUACAGAAGGUUGGGUCUUUCAUGCGUAUUUUAAAGUAUUCAAUAAAUGGCUUAACAAUCUUGGAAGCACAAGAGCAACCUUUGAACAUAUCAAAGAUGCUGCUACAAAUGCAUUUGAUUCAGUAGAGGAUAAAAACCGGAUUGAUUCUAUCAAAAGGAACCCCCCUAUGAAAGUGGCAACGCCAAUGUGUCCCCCUUUAGAACCUUGCAAAUUAGAUCGAACAUUUGGGAGCAACUAUGGACAUUCUCAACAGUAUAUGGCCUUACAUGAUAAUGAAGCACAAGGCAACUCUAAUUGCGAACGAGGAAUAUAUGUCAGUUCGAUUCAAACUCGUAGUUACCAAAUGGCUCAUUGUCCGUACUGUUCUAGGUAUACUACAAACGAAAUAUCAAAUCAGGAGAAUACUUUAGUACGAUUAAACAAAAACAGUAUUGAAACUAAAUACAAUGAUAUUGACGAACGAGAGCAAAUAGGAAAACGAAAGAAAGACCAACCAACUACUCAGCAAAAUAAACGGAUAGCAAAUGAUAAGUAUAUUGUGGAAAAUGCCAAACAAAAUCUGCUUUUUGAUAUCAUGCCAAUUCGUCAAAAUGAUUAUGACAUGUUUAUGGAUUUUGUUAUAGACCUUAUUUCAAACGAAUGUCAUGUAAGCCAAGAAGCAGUAUUGUCCAUUACAUACAAAGGUUUCUGUAAAGCCCACCAAACAAAAACAAAGGAAAAUGAAACCUUAUAUAUAAUAAAAUCGGGAAAGACAAGUCUCUGUAUUGGAAAAGAGGUAUUCGAGGAUUUAGCUGUUUACGGUAAUAUCGCAAGACCCAAACUGCUGAAAUAUCUGGAGGAAAAGAAUAUUGACUGUGAUAACUCCACGUUAUUGUUCAUCAAAUUUGAACAAAUGAAAAAUAAAGAUGUUAAAAGCGUUAGGAGCGAUGCUGAAAAAGAAAAUAAUGCUGAGCAAAAUUUCCAAGUUAAUGGUCAAAAUGGAUUAUGCCCUGACAUGAACGAAUCUGAAGAACCAUUUAGCAUCAAAACAAGUCUCAAACAAAACUCCUCUGGUCAGUUAUUUGAACCUGAAGAAAAGGUAGGGACAACACAGGUUGAACAUGGACAGAAAGAAUUAGACAACAAAGCAAAGAGUGAACAAGAAACUGUGACAAAUAACGGGAAAGAUGACAAAGAUGCAGGCAUAGAAAAGGAAUUAGAAAGCAUUAAAGAAUCGUUUUUCCCGGAUGGUGAUGAAACAUAUGAUUUACCGACUGCAGAUAAUGUAGCCGAUAUAUUGAAUAAUUUUAUGGAUCAGGACUAA
Molecule: messenger RNA, 1914 nt
Organism: Ruditapes philippinarum (Manila clam)
Lineage: Eukaryota; Metazoa; Mollusca; Bivalvia; Venerida; Veneridae
Exons: 9
Coding region: 1-1914 (637 amino acids)
Source: RefSeq, a predicted model, not a curated record